AUGCCCAUCAAGAUUAACAUCAAGUCCUUGAAUGUUCAACACUCCAUCCUCAGCUCUCACCAUCUCCUUCAACCCUACUCCUCACCUCCAUUUCCCAUUCCCAGCCACUCACCUACGAGAAGAACCCUCUCUUUUUCCCUGCAUUUUGCCUCACCUCACUUCCUAGCUCAACCCGCGCACCCCACCACCGUCCUCUGUGCCCUCACCCAUUUCUUCUCCAUCCCGAGCCAAACCCCUCUCCCUGAUUCAAGUAGCUACAUCCUAGCAUCCCCUAACUUCACAUUUGGCCAAGCAGCUUCCGUGAGUACCCAUGACCACCUUCGCCUCAUGAACUUCUGGUGUCGAGCACUCCGUUUGGGUCACUGUGUCGUGCCUCCACCUUCACCACACCUCGCUCGCCUCACCCGCGAUCCCCUCCAUCGGGAGCCACUGCACUACCUCGACGGCCUCCUCCCUAAUCCCUUGAUAGAUAUAUUUUUACUCAUUCUUUUAUGUUUGGCUUAUAUUGAAAAUGGUUUUGGCCGAGCGAGGUGGUCGGAUGGGUUAAAUGUUGAACAGGCCAAG
Messenger RNA from Sphenostylis stenocarpa, 564 nucleotides. The record is from the annotation of a GenBank genome assembly. Lineage: Eukaryota; Viridiplantae; Streptophyta; Magnoliopsida; Fabales; Fabaceae.